GAAGGAUAGGAGAUUAAAGACUGGUAUCAAAUCUUAUUCUUCACUCCGUUGUUCGUUUUGGUAUCCUAAUGUCACAAUUUUAUUUGAAGAUUAGUUUAUUUUCUUCUCAUUUAUCCAUCAUCCACGUAAACGCCGAUUGCCGGUGCCGCAAAGUGACGAUUUGAAGAAAACAACACAACUAAAUUGAUGAAAUUUUAGGUAGAUCUCAAGACUGAAUAUGGCGAGCCCUCGAACACGGAGAGUGCUAAAAGAUUUGCGUCUAAAAAAUGGAAAUAACAGCUGUUAUGAAUGUGGAACCCAUAAUCCACAGUGGGCAAGUGUUAGCUAUGGAGUAUGGAUUUGUUUAGAAUGCUCCGGGAAACACAGAAGUCUCGGAGUCCAUCUAAGUUUUGUCCGGUCGAUCACAAUGGAUAAAUGGAAGGACAGUGAAUUAGAGAAGAUGAAAGCAGGAGGAAACAACACAGCAAGAGAGUUCAUCAAAGGUCAACCGGACUAUGAUCCUAACUGGUCAUUUCAAGAGAAAUAUAACAGUAAAGCUGCAGCACUCUUCAGAGAUAAGGUUCUGACUGAAGCGAAAGGGGAGAGCUGGUCAGAGGAGACAUCCAAAGCACGCAAUCACAUUCCAUACUCUGCUAAGAAGACAAGCCUCAGCACAUCAUCGAGUUCUAUACACCACUCAAGUAGUUCACCUAACUUCGGUGGAGGAGGAGGAGGAGGGGGGUUUAACUCCGGUGGUGCAAUGGUGUCAGGUGGAGGAGGAUCCGAUGAUUGGGAUAUGCAAUAUGGGAUGUCAAAAUCGGAGAUAAACAAACAGAAGAUGGAUUUCUUUGAUAAAAAGAAAGCAGAGAAUGCAAGUCGUCCUGAUAAUUUACCACCCAGCCAGGGAGGCAAGUAUGCAGGAUUCGGAAGUUCACCGAUGCCACCGCCUGAAUCAUCCUCUGAUCCUAUGGUUUCAUUAUCAUCAGGUUGGGCUUCAUUUACAGUUGGUGCGUCUAAGCUUUUAACAGCAACAAAAGAAGGGGCUGUGAAAUUUGGCUCAGCAGCAUCACAGAAAACCCAGGAGUAUGCUGCUAAGAUGAAUGAUACGGUCAUUAAACCAACCAAAGAGAAAGUCAAUGAAGGGACAUUAUUCACUGAUAUAUCAACAGGAACUAAGAGUAUUGCAUCAAAGGUUGCUGUUAAUACACAAAAAGGCUGGAGUGAUUUUACAAAGAUGUUUAGCGAUAAUCCCUCGCUUGACGAUGAAAAGACAAAAGCAUCAACGGACACACCUCUGAUGGGAGACCCUGUAGCAAAGGCGCAGAGAGAAAAGCUCAGGACUCCAGACGGUGACGGAGAUGAUUGGGGGUGGGGCGUAGAUGAUGGAUGGAGGGAUCGGCAGGUGGAGGAGGAGGCAGAGAGGGUACUGGAGGAGACGGCCGAUGACGGAUGGGGAUCAUGGGGGAAUGAGCAGACAGGAGGAGGAGGAUCUCUUAUCGACUUUGGAGAUGACGACACCACGCCAAAGGUGAACACUUCAAAGACAAAGUCAUCCUCCAAGAAGUCGUCAUCAUCAUCAAGCAAGUCAUCGUCAAAUAAGAAAUCUUCAUCGUCGACGAAGACUGUGGAGGUUAAUAGCGGUAAACCCAUCUCGUCACUAGAAGAGACGUGGGAUGAUGCCGGGGGGUGGGACGAUGCAGCCUGGGAGGAGUUAGAAACCACGUCAAGGUCUAAGAAAGACUGAGACCAGUGAGACCUGUUAACACAAGCAGUAUGGAUUGAUCAUAGAGUUGAUGUACAUGUAUGUGCUGGAUUGCACUUAAUAAUCAAUGCAAUCAAUCGUCAAAAUCAGCCCUAUGAACAAUCACUAUGCUUUGUGAGACAGGGAUAUGGGGACAGGUUUUACAAAAAUUGUCAGCACUGACUGGGUGUCAUUUGAUAGUUGUCAUAGUUACAAUCAGACACCUGUGUUUCUCAGCCAAUCAAAAUCAAGACAAGUUGUCAUAUUGGACAAUUUGUUAGAUGACAAUUGUUGGUGAAACACCUCCCAGGUGGGUGUUUCAUAGAGCUGUUCGUUAGUUACAAACGACUGUAAGAAUGGCUGGUGAUCCUCUCUUUAGUACAAAAUCAACAUCAAUGAAAAAAUGGUGUAUUAUCAUUUACCACAAGAAAGGAUCACCAUUCACCAGUCAUUUGUAAAGUCUCUCGUAGCUUACCAACGGCUUUAUAUAUAUAUAUGAAACACCCACCUGGACCCGUUUCAUAAAGCUUUCCAUAAGUUAAGAACGACUGGUGAUUCUUUAGCACAAAAUCAACAUCAAUGAAAUUAUGUGUAUAUCAUUUACCACGAGAAAGGAUCACCAGUCGUUCUUUAAGUCGCUCUUAACUUACGAACAUCUUUAUGAAACACCCACCAGGACCUCUUAUUGCAAUGAGUUGUGAUUAAUUCAAUAUCAAAACCAUUAUGAGCUCAAAUUGAUACUUUUGGGUAUGUUUACUAAUGAAACAGGAGUUACCUUUCUUAAUUGUAUGGAAUAUAAAAAAAUUAACUUUAGGUCUUGCCAACAAAAUAAUUAUCCAACUUAUGUCAGUUUUCAUCAACAUUGCCAAAAAUUUUGUGGAUGUACAUGACCUAUCAUUUGCAAAUCUUGGAUAAAUUAAGCCCUUCCAUUUGCAAAUCUUGGACAAAUUAAGCCCUUCUGUCGUUCUUCUGUUAAAGAGAAAUUUGAAAAGGACAAUUUGUCUCCUAUUAAUUCUAAGGAUUCUGACUGGCCGAAUCUUCUAAUUCAAAUUAUGGAAACUUGAUGAAAUGUGCGUGCCCAUUCAUAUUGCUGUCCAAAUUACUUCAAUUUUUUUUCAUGUGUCUGCACUAAGAGCACCUCCAUGUAUCUGUCUCACAAGAAUUUGCAUCGUCAUGAGAC
Molecule: messenger RNA, 2900 nt
Organism: Lytechinus pictus (painted urchin)
Lineage: Eukaryota; Metazoa; Echinodermata; Echinoidea; Temnopleuroida; Toxopneustidae
Product: ADP-ribosylation factor GTPase-activating protein 1-like
Exons: 12
Coding region: 218-1723 (501 amino acids)
Biological process (GO): regulation of endocytosis; regulation of ARF protein signal transduction
Cellular component (GO): Golgi membrane
Molecular function (GO): GTPase activator activity
Source: RefSeq, a predicted model, not a curated record